GAAAUGUUUUUCUAUCGUCCAUCUAUCUGAACAACACCCAUAUGUAAAGCUGACUGUGCCGUCUUCCUUCUUUGCAAAAGCGGACUUCAAGCGCCUAAGUAAAGCAAAUGUUGCGCUCUUUUAGAGAUCACACUCGGGACAGUUGGGAAUGGGAUCCGGACAGUAAAUCUCCUGAUGCUCAUCUGUCUCUAUGCCGACAGGCUGUGUAUUUUCAUGUCAGUCCUCUGCUGGACAGUCAGGGAACCGCAGGGGUCAGAGGCAGCAAAGGUUUCACCCAUGGCGAGCAUUACUGGGAGAUUGAGUUCCUUGAGCCUCCAUAUGGAAGCUCUGUGAUGGUGGGGGUUGGUACCCAAAAUGCACUGCUUCACACAGGGGACCAAAGGUUCAUUAACCUCAUAGGCAUUGACAGUGAGAGUUGGGGUCUAUCAUACAAAGGCUUCAUCUGGCAUAAUGGAAGGAGUCGAAAAUACUCAGAGCCUUUUUAUGAAAGAAAUACAGUCAUUGGGGUUCUGUUGGACUUGAGCGCUGGAACGCUGACGUUCUUCCGAAAUGGAGUGAACCUUGGGGUGGCCUUCUCUGGCCUAGAGCAGUUUUUGUUCCUUGCAGGUCAGCAAGGCUCUGUUUCCUCUGGUGAGCUCUACUGCCCCUGAAACUGAGCUUCAGCUGGGUUUGAGAAGCCAGAGAAUGCCCUCCCUACAGGAACAGUGCAUAUACAUCAUCACACAGUCGCUUUCACAUUGUAGACACGCACACAAAUUACCAUUACCCACACCUCUGCUCUGUCAAAUACACACACAUGCACAUUUAUAAGCAGGGCAUAAUCUGUUUCUGAUUCGUUUAGAUCAUGUCUACCUCAAAUAACAACACAAAUCUGUCCAGUGCAGUAGAUUCAUUUUAUAUGCAGCCCCUCUUCAAAAUGUUUUUAUUUUUGUGUGCUUAAAUUGAAAAAAAUUAAAAUCAAUUCAAAGCC
This is a messenger RNA of Rhinichthys klamathensis goyatoka, 970 nucleotides long. Its product is annotated as SPRY domain-containing SOCS box protein 3. The record is from RefSeq and is a predicted model, not a curated record. Gene Ontology annotation, biological process: proteasome-mediated ubiquitin-dependent protein catabolic process. The transcript has 5 exons. The coding region runs from base 108 to 650 and encodes 180 amino acids. Gene Ontology annotation, molecular function: protein binding. NCBI's taxonomy places the organism in Eukaryota, Metazoa, Chordata, Actinopteri, Cypriniformes, Leuciscidae. Gene Ontology annotation, cellular component: SCF ubiquitin ligase complex.